AGAAAUUUUUCCUCACCACCCAAACCCAACUUCCUCUGUGUGAGUGCAGUAAUCAGAAUCGAGCGAUGGAGACGAAGCCGAGCGAGAUCAGCAGUGGCAAGAUGUUCGGAGGCUACAACAAGAGGUUCAAGCAUUUCAGUCCCACACUCGGCUGCUCCAUGAACUUCCACAUCUACUUCCCUCCUUCUCCUUCCCCCUCUCACAAAUUCCCAGUUCUGUAUUUUCUCGCUGGCCUCACAUGCACCGAUGAAAACUUCAUAUUCAAGUCUGGUGCUCAACGCGCAGCUGCUGCUGAGGGCAUUGCCUUGGUUACUCCCGACACUUCCCCAAGAGGCUUGAAUGUGGAAGGAGAAGCUGACAGCUGGGAUUUUGGAGUAGGUGCUGGAUUUUAUCUCAAUGCCACACAAGAGAAAUGGAAAAAUUGGCGCAUGUACGACUAUGUUGUCAAGGAAUUGCCAAAGCUUCUCAGUGAUAAUUUUCCACAGCUCGAAACAUCAAAGGCUUCUAUAUUUGGUCAUUCUAUGGGUGGGCAUGGUGCUCUGACUAUCUACCUGAAAAAUCAGGAUAAGUAUAAGGUUCAUGCUUUCCUUAUUGGAUAUUUGGUACCAAAAUCUAAUGAUAAUCUUCUUUUGUUUCAUUUAAGGUCCAAUUAGAACGUUCCUUUUUCAUAUGUUAUAGCUAUGCAAGUUUGGAAUGAAUAGGUAAUGAGUGCAGUGAGCUUAAUGUUUAUUGAUUGAUCUUUAUCAGAACAGCUGAAAAUGAAUACUGA
This is a messenger RNA of Vigna umbellata (rice bean), 769 nucleotides long. The record is from RefSeq and is a predicted model, not a curated record. Lineage: Eukaryota; Viridiplantae; Streptophyta; Magnoliopsida; Fabales; Fabaceae.